CUUGAAUGUCUGAUUUGUAUUCUUCAUUCUAACUGCUGUGUCAUUUGUAUUUGCUUAUAUUCUUUAUUUCUUGGACUGGUUUUAAAGUGUGAAGUCUUCCGUUGUCAAUUUCCUCGAUCCAAUCCCUUCUACUCUGAUGAACCACCAAGACAUUAUGGCACUGACAAACCAUUGAGUGUUGGAGCUGCACUUUGCUCUUGGUGUGGCACAUGGAAAGGGGAGAAAGUUUGCAGCAGGUGUAGGAGGGCAUGUUACUGCUCUGAGAAACAUCAGGCUAUGCAUUGGAAGUCUGGACAUAAAAACCAGUGCCAUCAGAUUAUUACUAACUUAGAAUCUUCUAGUGCUAGUGCUGGUUCAUCUAGAGCUAGGCUUCCUGCUACAGAUAAAGAAGGUGAAAGUGCUUUUUAUAUGGAGACUUCUGAAGAUAAUAGUUGUGCCACAACAUUGGUGCCUAAAUAUAUGAAAACAGAUGACACAUAUCAGUUCUUGCUGGACAAGUUUGAGGCUGAUGAGAAUAAAAGGUACCGCCGGCAUCAUUUCAAGAACGAAUGUCUAAAUGUCCCAACCAAGUGUUGAGAUAAUGUCGAGAUCUGAUGGCAAAACCACUGUGGCCUUUGCCUUUGUCGAUUGGUUGCCCCACCAUAGCCAAUAUUAAAAAAUGCAACUACUGCAAUGGUCCUUUAUGCUAUGAAUUUCAGCAAUCGCCUUCCAAUUUAUUGCACCCGUCACCGGAACCAGAAAGCUCAAACUACUGCCGGCCGCCGGCACGAGACGUCGACGCCACCGGCUCCGCCGCACCCUCCUUGGGGCUGCAUAACCCCACCGCGUGCCGCGCCCAAAACCCGCCCCCCGCCUUCGCCCUCGCCGCCCGCCUCCUCUCCUCCUCUGCCGCCGCAGCAGCUGCUGCCGUCUCGCUCCGCUUCUCCUGACGGCUCCCGACGAUGAGGCGGUCCAACUCCCUCCUGAUCCACUCGAUCUCGUAGGCGUCGAGCAGUGGUAUGGCAGGCCUAGGCUCGGCCGUCGAGCUCUCACCAGCAGCAGCGCGGUCGUCUAGCAGGCGGCGAGACGGCCGCCAGGCCGCUUGUGCCUCGCCGCAGCCGGUGCGGUGAUGGCACCGCGCCCGAUCUGCCGCCUUCGCCAGUGGCAGCAGCUCCGGUGCAGGAGCCACCGACGAAGAAGACACUGCGCUUGUCCGUCGCGUCCCUCGUUCCAUGUAACCAAAGCUUCACAGAGAGAGAGAGAGAGAGAGAGAGAGAGGUCUUAAGGAACGAAGAGAAGGAUAGCUUUCGCUGGAUCUUUUUUAGUUUUGCGUGCACCAAAAAGAAGAAGAUGAAGUGUGUGCAGUGGGUCAAAAGAAAGACUUGUACAUUUAUUUGAGCCCUAUCGCCUUUCUCUUUCCAUGUGCUUAUUGUUUUCUUUAAGAAGUUUCCUCUACAGUUGACUUUGACCA
Molecule: messenger RNA, 1450 nt
Organism: Musa acuminata AAA Group (dessert banana)
Lineage: Eukaryota; Viridiplantae; Streptophyta; Magnoliopsida; Zingiberales; Musaceae
Product: ubiquitin C-terminal hydrolase 15-like
Exons: 7
Source: RefSeq, a predicted model, not a curated record